AUGGCACCAUUCAUUCGAUCUAGGGCUGUGGCCUUGGCUAGGCAGUGCAAGUCAUCAAAUAGACAGAUAAUCUUAACAGUCUCGGUCCCAACUCCGGGCUGUGCAAGGAGGUGGUACUCUGCAUCAUCUCCUACGCCCGCAACUAAUGAACAGGCUACCAGGCCAAGUCUAGGAUCAAUUAAGAUCAAUGGACGUGACUACCAAAAGGAUUCCUGGUUUAAUGUACCAUCAAACGUUGUCAACGCAACAUCACGGAAGCUGCAUCUGCAGAAGGACCACCCCCUGGCAAUAACUAGGGAAAUCAUUGAGAGCAAAUUCCCUGCUCCCACCUUCAAGUAUCACAAUACCUUUGACCCCGUUGUCUCCACCUUUGAAAACUUCGACUCCCUGGGCUUUCCCGCAGACCACCCAGGCCGUGCUCGCAGUGAUACCUACUAUGUCAACAAGGACACACUCCUGCGGACGCAUACCAGCGCCCAUGAAUUGGAGCUGUUCCGCCGCAAUGAGAGCCAGGGCUAUCUGAUCAGCGCCGACGUCUACCGCCGAGAUGAAAUCGACAGGACCCACUACCCCAUCUUCCACCAGAUGGAGGGCAUGCGAGUAUGGGAUCGGGCGCAAGUGCCUGGGGGCGACGUUGCCGCGGCGGUUUGGGCUGACUUCGAGAAACUGCCGACGCAUGGAGUCAAAGUAGAGGAUCCAAACCCGUUCUUCCACCCGGAGCGUAACCCGCUUCAGGAGCAACAUCACUCGCCUGCCGAAGCCGAGGCCAUCUCGGCCCAUCUAAAACGGUCACUUGAGCUCAUGGUAGUGGAAAUCUUCACAAGAGCUCGGCAGGCCGCCAGGAAAGCCGCAGAGGACACAACGCGGAAGGCACUCGCAAAGGCUGAAAAGAAGGCAGCCAAGGCAAAGGCUGUGGGUGAGGCAGUAACCGAGCAGCCUACAAUUUCAGCAGAGCCUGCUCCAGCGGUCGAAGAAGAGCCCCUCCGUAUGCGCUGGGUGGAGGCAUACUUUCCGUUUACCAGCCCGUCUUGGGAACUAGAAGUCUACCAUGGUGGAGACUGGCUUGAGGUCCUUGGGUGUGGAGUAACCCAGCAGCAUAUCUACAUAGAGGCUGACCAACCAUCACAACUUGGCUGGGCCUUUGGUCUUGGCCUCGACCGCAUUGCUAUGCUGCUGUUCCAGAUUCCCGACAUUCGGCUCUUUUGGUCGCAAGACGAGCGGUUCCUGUCUCAGUUCCGCGGUGUCUCAGAAAACCCGGACUUGUUGAAAUUGUUCAAGCCGUUCUCUAAAUACCCGGCCUGUCGAAAAGACAUCUCAUUCUGGCUCAAGUCCACUUCGUCUGCCGCCGGUGGUGGUCUCGGAGGGCCAAACGAUUUCCACGAGAACGAUGUGAUGGAGAUCGUCCGCGGUGUGGCUGGUGAUGUGGUUGAAGAUGUACAUCGCGCCGACGAGUUUGUUCACCCCAAGACUGGCAGGCGUAGCUUGUGUUACCGGAUCAACUACCGAAGUCUAGAGCGCACUCUCAAAAACGAAGAGAUCAACAAGCUGCAUAGCCAAGUGUCCGAGGAACUGGUUCAGAGACUCGGAGUAGAAAUCAGGUAG
Molecule: messenger RNA, 1602 nt
Organism: Pyricularia pennisetigena
Lineage: Eukaryota; Fungi; Ascomycota; Sordariomycetes; Magnaporthales; Pyriculariaceae
Exons: 2
Coding region: 1-1602 (533 amino acids)
Biological process (GO): phenylalanyl-tRNA aminoacylation
Cellular component (GO): mitochondrion; cytoplasm
Molecular function (GO): phenylalanine-tRNA ligase activity; ATP binding; tRNA binding
Source: RefSeq, a predicted model, not a curated record